Mesoplodon densirostris (Blainville's beaked whale) is the source of this 6065-nucleotide messenger RNA. It is a transcript of the gene CLNS1A, whose product is annotated as chloride nucleotide-sensitive channel 1A. NCBI's taxonomy places the organism in Eukaryota, Metazoa, Chordata, Mammalia, Artiodactyla, Ziphiidae. Gene Ontology annotation, biological process: mRNA cis splicing, via spliceosome; chloride transport; spliceosomal snRNP assembly. Gene Ontology annotation, cellular component: methylosome; plasma membrane; pICln-Sm protein complex. The transcript is spliced from 7 exons. The coding region runs from base 70 to 783 and encodes 237 amino acids. The record is from RefSeq and is a predicted model, not a curated record.
GGACGCGGCGAACUGAGAUUGCUGUGCUUUAGUUCGCUACUGACUCGUUUCUCUACGCUCCUUGUUGCAAUGAGCUUUCUUAAAAGUUUCCCGCCGCCUGGGUCGGCUGAGGGGCUCCGGCAGCAGCAGCCAGAUACUGAGGCCGUGCUGAACGGGAAAAGCCUCGGCACCGGCACCCUUUAUAUCGCUGAGAGCCGCCUGUCUUGGUUAGAUGGCUCUGGAUUAGGAUUCUCACUGGAAUACCCCACCAUUAGUUUGCAUGCGGUGUCCAGGGACCUAAAUGCCUAUCCACGAGAGCAUUUGUAUGUUAUGGUGAAUGCCAAAUUUGGAGAAGAAUCAAAAGAAUCUGUUGCUGAUGAAGAAGAGGAAGACAGUGAUGACGAUAUUGAACCUAUUGCUGAAUUUAGGUUUGUGCCUAGUGAUAGAUCAGCCUUGGAGGCCAUGUUCACUGCAAUGUGUGAAUGCCAGGCUUUGCAUCCAGAUCCUGAGGAUGAAGAUUCAGAUGAUUACGAUGGAGAAGAAUACGAUGUGGAAGCACAUGAACAAGGGCAGGGGGACAUCCCUACAUUUUAUACCUAUGAAGAAGGAUUAUCCCAUUUAACAGCAGAAGGCCAAGCCACACUGGAGAGAUUAGAAGGAAUGCUUUCUCAGUCUGUGAGCAGCCAGUAUAACAUGGCUGGAGUCCGGACAGAAGAUUCAAUAAGAGAUUAUGAAGAUGGGAUGGAGGUAGAUACUACACCAACAGUUGCUGGACAGUUUGAGGAUGCAGAUGUUGAUCACUGAAAAUGAUUGAUGCUGCUUUAGGAUUCUGCUCAUAACUGUAGGAGAGAACUUGGUGCCUCUUCCACUGUGGAGUGGGUAUUGAUGAAAGUCUUUUUCCUUCUCCAAAACUUACCUGAACCAGUUCUUUCUUGAGACAGAUUAUACUGAGACAACAAGUUGUCGCCAGCACAAGAAACUAUGACCUUUAUUAACAAAGGUGAAUUAACUUAACCAAGAGGGUAUUUGUAGUUUAUCAUUUACUCCAAAACUUUGUGUCUAGGUGUACCCUCUGUAGGCUUAUAAUUCCUGCCUUCACUAUAUGCAUCCUCAUAACCUAGCAGGACUACAUGGUGGAAAUGCACUGGCACUUGAAGGUGUAGGUAGACUGCAUGGGAAAGAGGGGCUGAAUACAAGAUAUACACCUUAGGGCCUAAGAAUAACCUCACUCCUUAAAAAAAGAAAAACAGAGAUCUCAGAUAAAUCCUGGCCUAUGCACAGUCUCCGCAGGAAUAAAGGUCUUUUUCUUUUUACUAAUUGGGAACCCAGAUUAAUUAACUCUAGGGAGCCUCUUCAGAAACAGCCCAGCCACACAUACUACCACUAGCACAAGUGCUUUUGCCUAGCCUUUGCUCCUUUCACCAUGUUUCACCAGUCUGUUCUCUUAUAACCUCUUAGGUUAUAUCCUUUCAUUCCCAACCUCUUAGGUCAGUUUCUGUAAAAGAACAAGUGAAAUUGGGGUGAAGUUCUCAAAGUACUUCAGAUAAUUGUUUUGUCUUUGUAAUAGCUUAACAAAUAAAUCUAGGUUUUCUAUAUUAUUGUGCUCUUAUUCUUUUUUUUUUAAUUAAUUUUUAUUGGAGUAUGGUUGCUUUACACUGUUGUGUUAGCCUCCACUGCACAACAGAAUGAAUCGGCCAUACACAUACAGAUAUCCCCUCCCUUUUGGACUUCCCUCCCAUUUUCAUUCUUGACUAAAACCAUUAAUGAGAAAUGUUUCUUAAAAAAUUAGUGUUGGCAAAAACUGAGACUCUUGUUGGUCUUAUUUUUGUUUGACUUUUGUUGGGAAUAUGAACAUGAAAUAAGUAAGAAAAUGUAUAGUUAGAGCUUCAGGCAAAUGUUUAGUAGGGCAAGGUCAUAACACAUUUCAAAGGGAUUUCUGCUUCCACUUGAAUCAGGAGUAAUUUCUCAGGGCAUACUUUUCAACUCUCAGUUUCCUAUUUUCACAGACACCUGGAUAGUUAUCAGGAUGAUUUGUAAUUACAGGUUUAUACUUGGACUUUAUGACCUUAAAAAUAGGUUAGGAAAGCUAUUCACAGUUACUUGCCUAAUUAGUGACUAGUGUGUCACCACUAAGCCCAGUGUUCUUUUCAGCACUUUUACUUGGUUUCCCUCAUCUUGCAUGGUAGACUGAAAAAAACGAAUAUUCUUUUUCCUGACCAGACUCUCAUAAAUACUGAAUUUGUUACAACAAACAAAUAAUAAAGGUCGCUUGGAAAUGGGAACUGAAAUUUACUGAGACCUCUGUACUGUUCUGGGUUCUUUACAUGCAUUAUGCGUAUAAUAUUCUUAACCACCUUAUGAGGUAUAGGUGCUUUUAUGAUCCCACUUUAGAGAUGAGGAAACUGAGUUACAGGGAGAGGUAAAGUAACGCUUGAGGUCACAUAGAUAGGGAGCUGUGAUUUUUAAGCCUAUGCUCCCAAAUACCAUUCAGCCUUACCAUCUACCACCAGCUGAAAGGAAGCACAUUUUCUUUUUACUGCAGGGUUUUCAGUGUUAAAAUUUCAAUAGACAGCACAGGAAGUUCGCAAAUUUCUCUGCUACCAAUCUCAGCAGCACUCAUAAUUCUAUGCUAGACGUUUAUCCAUUCUUCAGUAAGCAGUCCGGGUACUCUUAUGGGCUAAUCUUAGCAAUUCUAUUUGAAUUCCUUUUUAAAGUCAUGCUUACAUACUUGUAAUCAUGACUUCUGGUGAAACAUAAAGUGCUCUUUGAUAACAUAUCAACAAAAUGUUGAGAUUCUGUGCACUGUGUUUCCUGUAGGCACUGCUGCGGUCAGCCUGGUAUUGUGGAUAAUGCAGUCAGCUAAGAUGCAGGAGACCAAGCAUUUAGUUCUGACUUGGCAGACAAGAUAUUUAACCUCUCUGGACCUACUUCCUCAUCUUUGUAAAAUGAGAGGACUAGACUUUCAAAGUCUAAAUGACUUUAAAAUAGUCAACUGUAACAUUCUGUAAUAGUCGGCAGGUGUACCCAUAGCUUUGAGAAAAUAAGAGAAGAAAAGAUCAGGUCACACGUUUUAAAAAUAAAAUUCAUAAUGAUCAGCAAGCCAACAUUUCUUGAUUCUAUUUGAACUUAAUUUUAGGGUUGUUGGAAUUGUUUUGUUUACUGCUUCUUGGUGUAGAGGAAAUUUUAAGAAAAGACAUAGACGUUCUCCCCCCAUAGCUAGGGUUAGUGGUCGUCUGAUCUAAGUUCUAUUGUUUAAAAAUGUAUUCAUAGGCCUCCCUGGUGGCGCAAGUGGUUGAGAGUCCGCCUGCCGAUGCAGGGGAUACGGGUUCGUGCCCCGGUCUGGGAGGAUCCCAUAUGCCGCGGAGCGGCUGGGCCCGUGAGCCAUGGCCGCUGAGCCUGCGCGUCCGGAGCCUGCGCGUCCGGAGCCUGUGCUCCGCGACGGGGGAGGCCACAACAGUGAGAGGCCCGCAUACCGCAAAAAAAAAAAAAAUGUAUUCAUUAAAAUAUCCCAGUGGAUGAUAGGCUUGUUUAAAUGUUUGUUGAUUAUGUAUUUUUAGAUCUUGUUGGGAUCUUGCCGGUAUUGUUAAAGAUGAGGGAUUAUGCACAGAUGAUCAUAGUAUAUGGCCCUUUAUUUUUAGAAGACAAGUGUGAUUACUCAUUGUUCAGAGAAAUUUUAGAUAUUUAGAUAAAAUUUUAUUUAUCUGCAGGAUUUCAGAUAGAAUCACACUAUAUAGUUAAUUGUCAUACAAAUCAUAUUUUUAAAGUAUUUCUAGAAUGGGUGAAUCUACAUCUGGUACCCAUCUUCUGUGGCUAAUAGAUAGUAAUUAAAAUCUGAGAAAAUCCCUUGUGAGGGUUCUAAUAGAAUUAUUGCCAUCCCUUGACAAAGAAGCUGAAAUUGAAAAAUACUUUCACUAGCAUCUCGCUCUGUCUGCUCAUAUCUACGUAAAUAAAAUCAAUAUCUAAUGUCGGGGACUUAAUAACUUCAGAUGAGAAAUCAGGACAACUUUGGGGAGAGCAGUGAACUUAGAAUUGUUUUUAGCACAAUUUUAAGAACAUAAAAUAGAAAUACAUAACUUGGAUGAGAAGGCUAAUAAAAAUGUAUACAGGCUAAUUCUUCUUAGGAUUUUAUUUUUGGAUUAUUUUGAAGAUUGUAUGAAUCACUAACAACAGUGUCUAGAAGAUGAUGCAAUAAAUGUUAUUACCAAUAGUAGUUAGUUCUUUCUAUAACAGAAAGAAGCAGCUACAAAUGUAAUGUUAACUCAGCUCUUAGAAUACAUCUGAGAUGCCUGAUAUUUAAAAUUCCACUGAGCAAUUAAAACAGAUGUGAUAAAAUUAUGCAUUUUUCUCGAAGGACCUUCAGGCCUUCACUGCAGGUCUCUACCCUUGCUCUACAAACAGCUCCGAUGUACUUGCUCAUCUAGUUUCUAGGCAUGUAACAGGUUAGAAAAGGAGAAAAGGGGUGGUUGCCUCAGGCAUAUCAAUAGCAGCAGUAAACAGCUGACAGAAUUAUGAAGAAAAGCAAAUAUGUAUUACCCCAAAAUAUAGCAGUCUAAGCCUUCAUAGCGUGUAAUGCAAAUAUGAGAGUAGUGUAGCAAUUUAUGUUCAUAAAAGUAUGACCAAAAUUAUCAGCCUAAAUUCUGGUUGUAAAUAUCCAAAUCUGGCUAAUUUAAGCAGAAAAAAAAAAAAGCAAAAGGCUAUCUGGUAGCUCAAAAAAUGGACAUGAAAGCUGAAAUAAACCAGGCUCAGAAAAAGGUUAGGAACUAGGAUUGGUUUACAUAAGAUGUUGUGAUUCCUCUGGGUGUUAGACUGAUUGAAUUGCUUCUGUGUCUUUGAGUCACCACAGGGUCCUGGUUGGCACUGUGUGUGUUGCCAGAAGACAGGACUAUCUGGCCCUUUCAGCUUCUGUAGUGAGAGGGCACUGCCCCUGCCCAGAUUCUCACAGUGGUGGAUUAUCCCAAAUAGAAAGGAUGCUUGGAUGCUGGCUUGCAAAAAUUUACAGCUGUCUACUGCAUCCCCAAACCUUAAAAAACAAACAAACAGAGACAACAACAACAAAAACUAUAAAUUGGGGUUGUACGUAAUUAAAGUUAAGAAAGGUUUUUAUAGAAACUGAGGGACAUACUAUUGAUAUUUGUCAAAGCUUAAAGUGCACAUGAGAGACCCAGAGACUUCACUGAAAGGAAUUUAUCUAAAAGAUAAAUUUGCACAUUAGGAAAAGUCAUAAGCGCAAGGAUAUUAAUUGCAACUUUAUUUGUAAAAGACUGAAAACAACCUCAAUGUCUAUAGUUAAUUUAAGCCUGGGUCAAUUAUUUACAGUACCUCUGUACAAUAGAAAACUGUAUCCCUUAAGAAAAUUGGUUAGAGGGAAGAGAUAUGGGAACAUAUGUAUAUGUAUAACUGAUUCAUUUUGUUAUAAAGCAGAAACUAACACACCAUUGUAAAGCAAUUAUACUCCAAUAAAGAUGCUUAAAAAAAAAAGGUGAGAUACAAUGUACCAAUAAUGAAUAAGCUCCAAGAUACAUUAGAUUAAAAACAAGACACAGAGAUAUUUGUAUAGAAGAAAAGGGGCUGGAGGUUACAAUGGGGAUUAUAUGUAUCAUGUGCAUAUACAUGAUGCAUAAGAAAGUUGUUUGGGGGAGAAGUAGGGGACUGGGGUAGGAGGGAGACUUGAGGUUUUUUUCUGUGUUCGUGGGUUGAAUUGUGUCCCCUCAAAACGAUAUGUUGAAGUCGUGACCUCCAGCAUCUCAGAAUGUGACUUUAUUUGGACAUAGGGUCUUUACAGAGGUGAUCAAGUUAAAAUGAAGUCACUCGGAUGGGCCCUAAUGUAAUAUUUACUGGUGUCCUUAUCAGAAGGGAGAAUUUGGACACAGAGACAGACGUGGCAGAGGGAAAGCCAUGUGAAGGUGGGGGGUUGUAGUGAUGCAUGUACAAGCAGAGGAAUGCCUGAGGCUACCCGAAGCUAGGAGAGAGGUCUGGAACAGAUGCUUCCCUAGUGCCUUUAAGAGGGAUCAUGGCUCUGCGGACACCUUGCUUGGACUUGUGACCUCCAGAACUGUGAGAGAAUAAAUUUCUGAUAUUCUAAACCA